AAAGACUGAACAAAUUGGAGAAAAGGCAGAAUAUCUGAACAAGAGUGUGGAGAAGUAUAUGUGGGGAAGGAAUCAGAGAAGGGUGUGGGAAGCUAAAGAGAUGUCAGAUUUGUUAAGCAGAGGGAGUGGAGAAGGAGCACACAUACUGCAGAUAUUUGAUGAUGAGUCUCGAGCAAUGAACUCUUAG
Molecule: messenger RNA, 187 nt
Organism: Eruca vesicaria subsp. sativa (arugula)
Lineage: Eukaryota; Viridiplantae; Streptophyta; Magnoliopsida; Brassicales; Brassicaceae
Source: the annotation of a GenBank genome assembly